Daktulosphaira vitifoliae (grape phylloxera) is the source of this 950-nucleotide messenger RNA. Its product is annotated as putative inhibitor of apoptosis. The coding region runs from base 440 to 844 and encodes 134 amino acids. Gene Ontology annotation, molecular function: ubiquitin protein ligase activity; cysteine-type endopeptidase inhibitor activity involved in apoptotic process. The transcript has 3 exons. NCBI's taxonomy places the organism in Eukaryota, Metazoa, Arthropoda, Insecta, Hemiptera, Phylloxeridae. Gene Ontology annotation, biological process: regulation of cell cycle; positive regulation of protein ubiquitination; negative regulation of apoptotic process. Gene Ontology annotation, cellular component: nucleus; cytoplasm. The record is from RefSeq and is a predicted model, not a curated record.
AAACGUAUUGAAACAGUAGAACGAACGUGCCAUUGAAAUGUCAACGGGUGUUAUUUAAACAAAAUAGCUGACAAACGAAAUUAGACUAAUAAUGUUUUUUUUUUUAAUGAUUUUCAAGAUAGUAAUAUAAAUAUUACAAAUUAUAUCGUACUUUGAUAAAUUGAAUAAUUAAUUAUUUUUAUAUGUGAAACUAAAAAAAAAAACUCAUUUUAAUAUGUAAAAAAAUUUACUACACUAAUAAAUUUUUCAAAAAUUUAAGAGAGUUGUAGUAUUUUCACGCGUUGAAUGAAAUCUACAAAAAAAAAAAUCAGACCAUGUGUGACUUUAACUAGCUUUAGUGUCCACACAAAAUUAAUUUGCUCAGUUUAAUCAUUCCACUGAUUGCGACUUACGCUGUUGUUUGGUCAUACGUUAAGUAUCAGUGUGUAUUUGAUCAAAAAUGGACAGUGAAAAUAAAACGUAUAAGGUGUAUGAAAAUCGUCUCAAUGAAAAUUCAGGAUAUGAUGUUUGUGGAUUUUACUGUUCGACAUCUUAUGACCAGCAGCCUAGAAUUAAACUCUCUAAACACAAAGAGUUUGCCGAUUAUAACACUCGUUUAAAGACUUUUGAAAACUGUCCAAAAAAAUUGGAAUCAAAAAUAUCAACACUUUGUGAUGCUGGAUUUUUAUACAUAGGUAAUGGACAAAAUGAUCAAAUGUUAUGUUACUGUUGCAGUCAAGGUUUGAAAGAUUGGGAUGAGGAAGACGACCCAUGGGUAGAACAUAUACGUUGGUCUCCUAGCUGUACACAUAUAUUGUUAUGUAAGGGUCAGUUAUUUAUCCAAAAUAAUAAAAUAACGAAAUAAGACUACUAUUAUUUGUUAUUUUGAUUUUCAUAUAAAUAAUAAAUCAAUGUUAAUCUUAUAUAUUAUUGUAGUUUGAAAAAAAUAAAUGAACAUUUUUAAUAUUGUA